Molecule: messenger RNA, 3786 nt
Organism: Trypanosoma brucei brucei TREU927
Lineage: Eukaryota; Euglenozoa; Kinetoplastea; Trypanosomatida; Trypanosomatidae
Product: serine/threonine-protein kinase, putative
Exons: 1
Coding region: 1-3786 (1261 amino acids)
Biological process (GO): protein phosphorylation
Molecular function (GO): protein serine/threonine kinase activity; ATP binding
Source: RefSeq, a predicted model, not a curated record
AUGAAUUUCUAUGAACGAGUAGCGAGUGCGUUUUCGUGGAUGAGAGGCGCGUCUAAGGCAAAGGGAAGUACAGAUGUGCUCACAACCACCAAAAUGAAGGAAACUGGAGCCCCGGAGGCGGAUGUACAACAACCAAGUGCCUUCACCCCAAUGAGGUUAAAUGAAGGCCACCGGGAUCUGGGGGAGACGACCAAAAAAUCACCGGGCGCAACGGCCCCAGAGAGCAGUAUUUCCGAGGGAAACUUACCACGGGAUGGUGAUGACGAUGCCUUUUUCACUUUUCUUCUAGGCUCUAUUGAUGGUGGGCACGAGGAAUUUCUGGGUGAAAUCAGUAGGAGUGAUAUUUCCCUUAGUGGGCAUAGCAAGCGUCAAGCACCCCUUCCUAUUCCUGCGGAUGCGGCUGAUAGAUCCGUAGAAGACGAUAAGGAUUCGGAGGUGAAGAGUUUGACGAACACCCCGCUCAAAGUGAGUGGAUGGGAAGAUGUAGCCUUAAGUGGGUUGGGCCGAGGCUCAUCGCCGAGUUGGACCAUCUACAAGAGUGACUCUUCUUCUGCCGCUCGAUCACUUAGGGAUUAUGAACUGCUGGCGUAUAUAGGUAAGGGCACCUUUGCUGAGGUAACGUUGGCGCGACAUAGAGAAACGCAUACAUUUUAUGCUGUCAAGAAGAUAUCCAAGAAGAAGGUGUGGGAUGAGGACUGCGUCCAAUGUACAUUCACCGAGCGGCAUCUGCUUGCAUCAUUCAAGCAUCCCUUUUUAGUCAACCUUCACCAGGCAUUUCAGAGCCAGUCAUGCCUUUACCUCGUCCUUGACUUCGCACAGGGUGGUGACUUGUAUGUGUUCCUGGAGACGAAGCCGUGGAUUAGGGAAAUGCGUCGUAAAUUGCAUCGAGGCGCGGGGUUCAACCAACGGAAAGGGUCAGGAUUAGCGGACAGCAAAGUUAUUGUUUCCGAGUCACCCUUAAGGCAGCCGCCCUCACCAGGACGUUUCUCCUCCAUGCGCUUCGCCCCCGAUGAUAGUCGCACGCCUAUUCGGAUUAUAGUAUUUUGUGCCAUCGAAAUCGCUCUAGUUUUGCAGUAUCUGCACACGCAGGGUUUUGUGUACCGUGAUCUCAAACCGGAGAAUGUUCUGAUGACAUCUGAUGGCAAUGUUGUGCUUGCAGACUUUGGUGUAGCCAAAUACCGCGGCGUUCCGGGUGCGGGUGGUACGAUUGACUCGGGGACCCGAACAGAUUUCCAUGCCGGCACUUCGCUUUACAUGAGUCCAGAAGUGCUGUUGGGUGAGGCACAUGACUCUCGUAUUGACUGGUGGAGCUUUGGUUGCAUGCUGUUCGAAAUGGCAAACGGGCGCAGACCAUUCGAUGCAAAUAACCGGUACGAUAUAAUGAAAUCCAUCGUUGAAACCGAUGUUCAGCUGCAGCCCGGGGAUUUCAUGAUCACUGAGCUCGAGUUGGCGGCGCGUGUUGCACAAUUGACAUGCCAGUAUGAGGAGGAGUACGGCACCCACCGGCCGUUCCGCGGUUCUCUCGUCGAGCGGGGUGAUGGUAGACAACAUGCAACGGCUCCGUGGCCCGGUGGCGACAGUGCUGGGCAGCCGUUGCGACCAUCUGGUCCCGCCCUCUGGACGUUUCCCCUCCCAGAUCUGGUUGAGCAUUCAGAAGUCACAGAAAAGACGUUGAGCGUAUAUGAUACGGCUACGUGUUUUGAGGAAACGUGGUCGGCACCCAGUGGUGAGAGGGCGAACGCGAGCUCCACGGAACACCACCCUCUUCCUGUGGGGUCCGUGUCACUCGAGAGUAGCGACGCCUUCACGGAACACGCAACAGAAGAGCUGACAGAGGCAUGUACAUUACUGAAGGAUUUGAUUCUUGCAUUACUUCAGCGGUCGCCCGAAAAACGGCUUUGCGGUGAGCGUGUUUUGGAACAUCCCUUCUUCUUAUGUCCCUACGCUACUUCGCAGCUGUACUGCACGAGGAAAACAUCCAUUGUCAGUUGCGGCCAGAGGAAUUCCGGUGGGUCGACGCUUAGUUGUAAUGCCACCUCUUGCUUACCUCAUGUCAGCGACGCUACGGACACAACAUUGGACCAAGCUUUCCCCUUGAUGGGCUUGCCGUUGGCUAGUUUCCGUUCACUCAGAAGGGCAAGUGUCGCGAGCCGAAGCUGUCGUAGUGACACCAAAGGAACCUCGGACCCGGAGGUUGUCAGACCACCGGGCGCACCGUUCGCGCAAGAUUUCCUACACCGUUUCCCAAUUCAGCGGCCCGCAGAAUGGCGGGAACUAUUUCUGUCGGGAGGCAUCAAACCGCCGUACGUUCCACGUCUCCGAGCUGCAGAUGAUCUGCGUUAUUUCCCCCACGCUGUGACGGCCACAGGCAAGCGGGUGGCCGAUCAACAGCGAGGGCUUCGCAAGCGGCACUCUCGUUAUAAUGACCUCCGCACCAAUUCAGCGAGGAGCCGGCUGGUAGAGCAGAGCGCCUCUGUAUCCUUUUCAACAGAAGGGGCUCGAGCAUUCCCUUUAGACAUUGUUCCAGGCGGUGUGGAAGAGGAGGAAGAAUUCAAAGGGAUGAAAGAAAGUUCUCACACGCCACUUGUUUGCCCCAGGGAAAGAUUGGUGUUGUCGGCGAUAUCAGAGUGCAACACCACCCCUGAGCCGGACUUCGGGGAGGAGGAGGAAACAAACGAGCCGAACUGCGAACCAAAAUUAGGGAGGCGGAUUGACUUCUUUGGGUCAGUGUCGGCCCCACAAACACCUAACGCGGUGACGUCAACAUCUGCAGAGGGGUUCCCGUCCGAACCAUAUAAGAGGAAAGAUAUGGGGCAUUCUUCGGGUCCAAGUGCAGAGGACGUUCGGACUCCGGAGCAGAUGGCUAUGGAGUGGGUGGAGGAUCGGAUUCGCAAUGGGUUUUCAACAUCGACGGUAGCUUUAGGUUCGCCUUUGGGAACCACCGUCAACGUGGGCAGCCAUGUUGAUGGUGGUGAGGACAACCAAAGGCCAGUGUGUACCCCCACGAAAUGUGAAACGAAACUUGCGGAAGAGGUUCAGCAAGUGGGAGAGGAAGGUCAACGACGUUCCGUAAGGGGUGUGUGUCUAUCGCCUAAGUUCAACGCAUCUGUGGCCUCUUCUUCAUCUAGAACAACUUACUCCACUUCAGCAACGGAGUGCGGUAAGGCUACUGAGAUGGUAUAUCACCCGGCGGCAGAGUUACCCGAUACACUUACGGGUGUGGCGUACGACGUGGACGAUUAUGUGCCCAGUAGGUCAAAAAAGCGUGGAGCGGUGCUGUUAAACCGUACGGGAAUCCCCCCGCACAACUCCUUGGGUCGAUGCGUUGCGGAAGAGAUCUGUCAACGUACCUCUUCACCAACCGUAGGCCAUCACUCGCGUCGACCACCGCCUGUCGGUCACCAACCCGUCGCCACGCGGCGGGUGCUAUCGCAAAGCCAUCAAGCAGGAGGUGAGUUGGCUUCGACAGAUAUUCGCUCUCCGAUAUUGGCUGGCUACCUUAACCGAGAGUCGAGACAGUACGACGACUUCAACAGCAAUCGCAGUUCGGUGGCGUCACACAAUUUUAUAACGCAGGGGAGUGAAUUCUGUUUACCAUUCUGUGCCACAUUGGGUAGCGGCCAAAACUCUGAUAGUAAUGCUGAGAAUAGCGUCUCGCACAAAAUGGAAAGCACCGAGUUCACAGGUGCUAACACGGCUCUACCACACUUCAUGGACUUCACCUUCAACAGUCAUUCGGGCGGCGCGCGGCUACUGGGAAGCUUGGAGGGUGUUGGGAACACGUAA